Molecule: messenger RNA, 4026 nt
Organism: Histoplasma capsulatum G186AR
Lineage: Eukaryota; Fungi; Ascomycota; Eurotiomycetes; Onygenales; Ajellomycetaceae
Product: spindle assembly checkpoint protein SLDA
Exons: 3
Coding region: 133-4026 (1297 amino acids)
Biological process (GO): mitotic spindle assembly checkpoint signaling; meiotic sister chromatid cohesion, centromeric; protein phosphorylation
Molecular function (GO): ATP binding; protein kinase activity
Source: RefSeq, a predicted model, not a curated record
ACUCGACAUCCUCAGACCCUCUUUGCCAUUUGAACUCUUUGGUCUACAACUCUCCCAUUAAUGAGCAGGUAACUCGCUGUUCUUGUUACUUUCGGUCUUACAUGGUCCCAUAGUCGCUGUCCCAAAUCCACAAUGGCGCCAGGGGAUUUGAUUGACUUUGAUUUGAUAGAGGCACAAAAGGAAAAUGUUCAAUCCCUUCCUGGUGGACGGUCAGCGAGGGCACUUGCUGCUGUUCUCUCUGGAGGCCCUGGUGGUGCUUCAUCACUAGGACUAGAUGAAACCAGAUCUUUUAAUGAUUCAAUCCGCCGAGAAUACGAAGUCGAACUUCAAUCCAUCGCCGAAUCUGACGACCCGCUGGAUAUAUAUGACCGCUACGUGAAGUGGACUUUGGAUGCAUAUCCAUCAUCACAGGCUACACCACAAUCUGGUCUUCUUCCACUACUGGAGCGUGCGACGAAAGCGUUUUUGUCGUCGACCCAUUAUAAGAACGACCCACGAUAUCUGAAACUCUGGCUACAUUAUAUUCGAAUUUUCUCCGAUGCACCACGAGAGACAUUUGCGUUUUUGGCGCGACAUGGUGUCGGAGAGAAUCUUGCCCUAUUUUACGAAGAAUUUGCUUCCUGGUUAGAAAGUGCUGGGCGGUUUACACAGGCAGAGGAGAUUUAUAUACUAGGGCUAGAACGAGAGGCGCGACCCACUGAACGAUUACUACGAAAAUUCAAUGAAUUUCGAGCCCGGCUUGAACAUCAGCCACGGCCCUCAGACGGACCAUCCUCACCUGCUUUGCCCAAGGUGCGGCCAGCCUUGGCAGCGAAAAUCGACCCCUUCGCUUCCACUGCGCCGUCGCCCGUUGACCCCCAAGCACCAACACCAGCAGCCGCCAGAGGUCCGACAUCCAAGAGGUCUGGAAAGCCAAAGAUGGCGAUUUUCUCCGAUGCCGAUAGCACGCAAGAUGGUGGAAAACCGCUGGCCGGUAGUGAAGCAAAGGGUUGGGAGAGUAUUGGGUCGCUGCAUGAUCGCAGGAAGGAGAAUACAGUGGAGGCGAAACCUUGGGUCGGGGAAACAUUGAAAUCAGGGAAACGGGUUGGAACAGUACAAAAGAUGGAGGUGUUUAAGGAUAAGACAUCUACAUCACCGUCCUCACCUGGACGUCUUCAAGCAAUAAUAUUAAACAAUAUACCUCUCCCUCGCAAUGAGAAAGAAACAGUCAAUCCCAGAACUGGUAAAGUUGAACGAGUAUAUGUCAACCUUGAGGCUAUAUAUCCUGACCCUGAUAACCCGCUCGUUGAAAUGAGUCUUGAAGAGCUCCGAGCAUACAGUCGGGGAUGGAUGGACAAAAAUUGGUCGAAAGAAGAAAAGGAACCUUUGAUGGAGAUAUCUGGCAAUGUUCCAUACAGGGAUCCUUUUGCCCACGGGGAAGAUGAGGUGGUUAAAAACAUAUCAACCAAAUUGAAGGAGAAGCUUGUAGUUCACGAACAAUCCACGCAACCAGAUGAUACCCAUGGCACGGAAAUCAGCUGUGAUGGAAAAGGAUCGAAAUCGAGACGUCUCAAAGUUCGAGAAAUCAAGGGAGAAACGAAGAUAGGCAAGUUCUUUUGCUAUUAUCAUUCCUUUAGGGCUUUAAGAAUAAGAACCAACCUGGAAUCGCCGACUGGCCCAAAAAUAAAACGCAAAAAUACAUCCGAACCCACCAUGACGUUCCAUACUCGAGCUGCUACGGACGAAAUAUAUAGCAUUUUCAACCAGCCACUUAAGUCGGAAACUGCUCGAGAACAGGCAGAGAGUCUUUGUGGUAGUGACUACGAAGACGAUGACUACACAAGUGCUGGGGAGAGCACAUGUACAGGGAGGAUAUCAGGAACCCCCAGCGAGAUUGGAGAGGACGAGACAACUACUUUCAGAAAGACAAGGGAUGACGAUAAUUUCGAGGAAGAUGAGACACGAGCUGAGAGUGUUGGUGUUAGUGACUGGACAGAAUUCACCGCCAGCCGACACAUCCCAAGCGUUUACCAUGAAGAAUUCAAUGAACAAACCCAAGAUAUAACACAACCACACACUCUAAAUACUGAAUCCAUGACAGCCGGAACUCAUCCUGACUCCUCCAUAACUAACCCUGCUCCACAUGGUAUUUCCACCCCAGCAGCUGGAAACUCUCAAAGUAGGAAUAAGUUUGUGCCUGUUCCUCCUGAAGACUUCAAUGCGCCUUCAGGUCCCUACAGGGACGCAGCGAUAAUGGCCCAGAACCGACUACCAUUUAUGACGCCAAUUGUGGAAAUGACGGAAUCGUCGUUUGGUUCAACGACAUUCAAAGGAAAGCAGUUUGCGAAUACGAAAACUCCCUCGAGAAAGGUUGUGCCUUCAACCCCUAUGAUACCGGAGAUGGACGACUUGCUCCUGAGUAGCCCAUUCCAUGAAUUCACCCAAUCGAACGAUACUCUGUUUUCGUCUUUGCCUGAGGAGAGUUCUCCGAGCCGUCUUGCGAAGAAGCUGAAGGCCUCACCAAUGAAGACAAAGUCACCCUGCAAAUCGAAGCUGAUCAUUGACGAAUGUCAAUGCAAUCCAAUAGAACCGAAAAUUAGAGAGAAAAUUCUCAAAAGCAUAUAUCCCUCCCUUCAUACAUAUCCGGGCUACCAUGACCAUGGUAGCCAAAAAGCAUGCCGCGCCUCUGACAUACGGAAAUACAUCAAAAGUAUCUCGAAACACUCUAAGGUGGCCGGAACCGACCGCUCAGCCAUAACACCCCCGGUUCUCUGUUUUCCAGGUGCAAACCGGAGUUACGCUAUCAAUCAAGAGUUGGGGGAAGGUGGCUUUGCUCCUGUAUACCUGGUUGAAAGUGUUGACUCACCAGACACUUUCACCUCCGAUUCUGAGCGAGAAAAUGGUGACAGAAUUGCGAAUAAUAAACGUCAACAUUCUUCGAGUGGGAGCCCCUUUAAACCUCAACGGGAUGCUGACCGUCGGGGCCUGGAGGCAAUUAAGGUGGAAUCAGAGACCCCUUCUGCUUGGGAGUUCUACAUGCUUCGAAUUGCGCAUGCACGCAUUGGCUCAUCCCCGAUUUAUAGUCGGGCAACGGACAGCAUUGUAAGGGCACAUGAAAUGCAUAUUUUCAAAGACGAAGGCUACCUUGUGGAAGAUUAUCAAAACCAAGGGACCCUGAUUGACCUUGUUAAUGUUACUAGUAAUGGCUCUUCCGUAUCGAUGGAGCAAGGACUCGAUGAGACUGUGGUUAUGUUUUUCGCUGUGGAGCUAUUUCGUACCGUGGAAGCUCUGCAUGCCUGCGGUAUCCUCCAUGGCGACCUGAAAGCGGACAAUUGUCUUGUCAGGUUAGGCAAACAUCUCGCCUCCCGCGCAUCCGCCCUAGAAGACGGCUCUUAUUUGAACUCCCAGACAGGCUAUUCGCCUACAGGCGCAGGUGGCUGGCUAAAUAGGGGAAUAACCUUGAUUGACUUUGGCCGCGCGAUUGAUAUGCAAGUCUUCCCAAGAAAUGUCCAGUUCAUUGCAGACUGGAAAAUCGGUGCACAUGAGUGUUCGGAGAUGCGAGAAUGCCGGCCUUGGACAUACCAAGUCGAUCUGUACGGGCUCGCGGGUACCAUUCAUAUUCUCCUAUUUGGCAAGUAUAUGGAGGUUACGCCCGCCACUGCUAAUCGGACCUCUUGUGGGGAGAACGGAAAUAUGAGUAUGCCUGGUGCUGGAGGACUUGGAGCCAAAAAGUUAUAUCGUAUCAAGGAGUCUCUAAAACGUUAUUGGGAGCGGGAGCUCUGGGCUGAGGUUUUUGACCUAUGUCUUAACCCUCAAGGCGAAAAGUGGAUGCGGAUGGAGAGAGGGAUUGUCACACCGCCAGGAUCGGAUAUUGAUGGGGAAAAUGGAAGUCUUACUGCUGAUAAUGACGAUCGUACUCCCACGCUGCCAGUUCUGAAUUCAAUGAAGUAUAUUCGGGAGAAGAUGGAGGGGUGGCUUGUGGCGAAUGCGGAAAAGAAGGGGUUAUUGGCACAGCUAGCGAAACUGGAGAAGCUAGUUGCCAAGUAA